Saprolegnia diclina VS20 is the source of this 557-nucleotide messenger RNA. RefSeq lists its product as hypothetical. The coding region runs from base 66 to 557 and encodes 163 amino acids. The transcript has a single exon. Lineage: Eukaryota; Oomycota; Saprolegniomycetes; Saprolegniales; Saprolegniaceae. The record is from RefSeq and is a predicted model, not a curated record.
GAACCUCGUCGUCGUUGCUGUUGCUGAAGAAGGCAGCAUUUCCCACAUCAUCUUGUCACCCAAGCAUGGCCUCGGCUGCGGCGCCGGCGCCGAUGCUGCCGCCGAUCCGGCGCUACGUGCGCGCCAACAGCGACCUCGCCCAGCGCAUGUACUUUCUUCGGCGCAAACAAGUCCAAUUCUCGACCGUGACCACCUUUGAGUUCAAAGUCGACUACGGCGGCUCCGCCGUGCCGACCGCGACAGGCCCGCCGAUCGGCCUCGCACGACGCCACUGGCGCGCGCGGACGACGGCUGUCGCCAACGUCACGGGCGUCGUGCGCAAGUUUGACCACUUUGAACGCAUCCAGCUGCUCAAGCAGGCCAAGUACGACGUCAAGGACAUUGCCGCCUUUUGCCUCGACGCGGUCGCGGCGCGCGCCGCCCGCAUGGAGACCCGCGCCGAGCUGCUGGAAGAACAGUCGCGGAAGCGGCAGCACGACCGAAUGAUGCUCGAUGAUGACGACGAAGAGGAAAUGAAGCCGCCGCAACGACUGCGGCCCAACGAGCCCCUUAUCUAA